GCCACUCCCCCAAAAUUCCCCACGGAGAAGAAGGAACCCUAGACUGCUUUGGCGCGGAAUCAACAUGGAGAACCAGCGGAGCGCUGUCGGCUGGCGAAUCCACCCUCCUCCGCCUCCCCAUCUCCCCCCUCCACCCCCUCCAUCCACGCAAAGGCAUGACGACCAGAAAUUUGGGGGAAGUCAAGAAAUCUCCCUAGAAGGUACCGCUAAGAAUUCUGGUAGAGCCAAGUGGAAUCAUCAGAUGAAGGCAUAUCUCAUUGAACUCUUAAGAGAUCAUGAUGUUCCCAAAUACCGGACAGUACAUGCUCCACAAGUUGAGGCAAACUCGGCUCAAGGAAAUGACUUGACAGUACAUGCUCCACAAGUUGAAGCAAUACCAAUUUCCUCACAACAUGUUGGACAAACCUUGCAUGAAAUUCCACAAGUUGUACAUCGCAAUCGUCGACCAUCUAGCUCAGCUCCUGAGGUUACUAGCAGGAAGAGAGCGAAAAAGCAAAAGACGACCAGUAUUGAUGAUUUUCAUGAGAGAUACCUGAAACUCAGAAGGGAAGAAAUAGAUAGGUAUGCAGCCAUUGAGGAGAGGAAAUUAAAAGACCCCUUCAGCAUCAAGAAAUGCAUCAAAGCACUUGAAAGGUUGGAGGGUCUUACGAUGGCCGAUACGCUAAAAGCAGCGGACAUCUUCACCGCCAACAAGGAGAACAGGGAAGUAUUUCUAUCAUUUUCAAGUAACGAAUUACGGUUAGGUUGGUUGACUGGAAAAAUUCGGAAUACCUAAUCAAAUGGAACUAGUAUUUCGUACUAGGGGAGGGCUAGCUUAAAACUGAGAUAUAUUUUGUGCAUGUGCAUUUAUGGACACAUGGACAUGAUCCUUG
This is a messenger RNA of Aegilops tauschii subsp. strangulata, 872 nucleotides long. The record is from RefSeq and is a predicted model, not a curated record. Lineage: Eukaryota; Viridiplantae; Streptophyta; Magnoliopsida; Poales; Poaceae.